AUAACAUCUCUCUACGGGGGCUCUCUAGAAUUUCUUUUUGUGGUAGAAAGCACAGAGGAUCCUGCUUACCAUGCUAUAUCACUACUGCUAUCAGAAUAUGAGGAUAACGUUAAUGCUAGGAUUAUUGUGGCUGAUUUUGCAACAACUUGUAGUCAAAAGAUUCACAAUCAGUUGGUUGGAGUUGAAAAUAUGCGUAAAGACAGCAAAUAUGUAUUGUUUUUAGAUGAUGAUGUUAGGCUACAUCCUGGAACAAUUGGAGAGCUCACCAAAGAGAUGGAGAAAAACCCUAAGAUAUUUAUUCAAACUGGAUACCCUCUCGAUUUGCCAUCUGGAAGUCUUGGAAGCUACUGCAUCUAUGAAUACCAUAUGCCAUGUUCAAUGGGCUUUGCGACUGGUGGGAAAACUUUUUUUCUGUGGGGAGGUUGCAUGAUGAUGCAUGCUGAUGACUUUAGGCAAGAUCGUUGUGGUGUAGUCUCCGGACUUCAAGAUGGUGGAUAUUCUGAUGAUAUGACUCUUGCAGCUAUAGCUGGGGCUCACAAAGAACUCAUCUAUUCUCCUCCAGUUGCUGUGUUUCCUCAUCCACUUGCCAGUGAUCUUAAUUUUGGAAGGUACUGGAAUUACUUACGAAAACAAACAUUUGUGUUGGAGUCAUAUGUAACAAGGGCUAACUGGAUAAUGAACCGUGUAUUAUUUGCUGCUCACUGUUAUCUGUCAUGGGGAUUUGUAGCGCCAUACUUCAUGGCAAUUAUUCAUGUUUUGGCAGCGUUAAGAUUUUAUAUCAAAGGGUACUCAUCUGAGGAAAUGGCUUACGGGUUAUCACUGGUCAGCUUCUUAACUAUAUGCACUUUCAUUGCUCUUUUUUCAAUGUGGAACUUGACAAGGAUAGAAGUUCAUCUGUGCAACCUUUUGUCCCCGGAGGCACCCCGGCUUUCUCUUACUUCCUAUAAUUGGUGUCUUGUGUUCAUAGCGAUGUUGGUGGAUAACUUUCUAUAUCCGGUAUCUGCCAUUCGUUCUCGUUUAUCUCAACAUAUCAAUUGGUCUGGUACUCUGUACUAUUUGGAAAAUGGAAAAGUAAGCAGGAUCGAAAGAAUACAGAGAAGCAAGGACAUGCGCCCGGUAUUCACAGACUUGGGGGGAAAACACUUAUUUGGAAAGAAAGGAUUAGCUCGCAAGAACUCAUUCCUCGGUUCUUGGUCCAGAAGUUUUAUGCAAUGGCGUCAGCCCAAGAAACAUGAUAUAUAGGAGACAAGGCUUCUACUUCUAGUGAAUAGGUUCAGUAUCUCUCUUGUGUCUCGUUGCCCCACCUUUUGAGGGUUAAUGAGCAGCAUGACCUUUGGAGUAAAAGGACGUUGACAGAUCAACUGGUCUCUUCUGUUGUUUGGGCCAUCCGUCAUUGAUUGUAAGGCUGUUUGAAUCGUAGUCCCAUUUUUUGGUUACCCAUUCAAAUCACGAUUCUUCAGCACAAAAGUGUGUUUUUAUUAGUGUCGAGCAACCAAAAAAAGGGGGUAUUUUUUAAUUGUUUUUGUAUUUGUUUAAUCUGCUGUAGGUAGUUUAACGUCUAGAAACGCAAUCGUACUUUGCCCUUCAUCUUAGGGAUGAAAUUGUAAAUUCAUCUUAUCCUUUGAAGCUCUCAACUCUUGUAAAUACGUUAUUGUCAAUGGCAAGUUGUUUAA
Molecule: messenger RNA, 1673 nt
Organism: Neltuma alba
Lineage: Eukaryota; Viridiplantae; Streptophyta; Magnoliopsida; Fabales; Fabaceae
Exons: 11
Biological process (GO): glucosylceramide biosynthetic process
Cellular component (GO): membrane
Molecular function (GO): ceramide glucosyltransferase activity
Source: RefSeq, a predicted model, not a curated record